UCUUUUAUGACAUAUGAUUUUUAAAUAAUAACUGUAAUUGAGUAACUAUUGCAAAAAUUAAAAGAACCGAAAAUCGAGUUGGUUUUGAAUGGGUUGUUUUGAUUAAUGCUCGCUUCAUUCAUAUCAAAAGAACUCUCAAUUCAGAUACAUUCAAUAAAAAAUAUAAGAAAUAGAAGGCUACUAUUCUAUUUUAAAAAACAAAGAACUGUACUUAAAUAAAAUCUGUGUAUAUUUUAGAUUGGUUUCCUUAUGCUUAAUGACCUCCAAUUAGUCUUGUAUAAUUAAGCUAAAAAUAGAGAGAUCUGAUAGCCUUUGACUUUUGACCCGGGUACCAUGACGCCCGACGCCGCCCCGAGGGUACGACUCUACCACGGAGGUACAUCGACACAGGUACCAGUGCUAGUAGUACUGACCUGCUUGAAGCCCCGGUACAUGACCCUGAUCUCCUGCCUGGUGAACUUGGUCUGCCUGCAGAGGUCUUCGAGGGCGACGGGUCUGUGCUUUGGAAGUCUGCUCGGCUCUAACUCGUACGGAGCCUCCUCGAUCGGCGAGUCCGGCGGCGUGGCCAUCCUCUGCUGCCGCCCGCCGUACUGCCCGGGCCGCCGACUGCAGCGCUCCCAGCGGCCGUCUCCAGCGAAAGGUAUGCGCUACUGCUUGCAGCGGCCGAGGGGGCCCACCUCCCCCCCGCUUGUUUCUUGUUAGGCUUACAAGAAGUUGGACAAGUUAAACAUAU
This is a messenger RNA of Nezara viridula (southern green stink bug), 733 nucleotides long. Lineage: Eukaryota; Metazoa; Arthropoda; Insecta; Hemiptera; Pentatomidae. The record is from the annotation of a GenBank genome assembly.